Caenorhabditis elegans is the source of this 659-nucleotide messenger RNA. The record is from the annotation of a RefSeq genome assembly. NCBI's taxonomy places the organism in Eukaryota, Metazoa, Nematoda, Chromadorea, Rhabditida, Rhabditidae.
AUGAAAACGUUUUUUAUAUAUGAUUUUAAAAAGACUGUUCAUAGAAAUCAAGACUUUCAGCUUAGUUUAAAAAAAAAAAUAUUCUAGGAUUCCACUGUUCCGUCGAACAAAAAGAAACAAUGAAGAACAAAAAACUGAGGAGCACCAAGAUGUACAGGAAACGAGAAUCUUGACUUAUAAUCAAAAAAAUGCUGAAUCUCUCCAACAGGUGUCCGAUGAAGUUUUCAUGAGCUGCAAAGUUAUAGAUUGGGCUGAAAGUUCACGCGUCGCUGACUCACUAAAAAGAGGAGAUCUACAAGUAUGCACCCCUUCUAACAUUUUGCCCAGAAAUGUUGUCUGUAGUGGUGCCGAACUUUUCCAGUUUGCCGAAAAAAUUCGAAUUCUUGAUGAAUAUUUGAAGAGCAAAGAUUUGACUCUACUUCAAGACGUUUCCAAACAAAUCAAAAGAGGAGAAAAUUCCAAUUCAACAUUCUCUAGAUACAUUUAUCGUUGCUUUCUCAAUCCGGGAGCUUCCAGUUAAAGAACAAGCUGGAAGUGUUUCCUCUGUUGCAUCGUUCGAAGAUAUUACAGCUUUUGCUGAGUCGGUGAGCUGAUGAAGCUGACCAAAAUGGUGAUUCCGUGGGAAUGUUCUACGUUGGGAAAGGAACAUCCACCUGAAG